CCCCUGCAGGGGCUAUCACGAAGUAUGAAUAUGAGGGAGGAGUGAGGAGAAAGCAAAAGACUUCAUCUCUCCCAUCGAUGUCGGAAUUUUCCCGCCAAAUCAUUCAAUCCUUAACUCCAUCUCUGCAUAUGCCACCAUGACCAUGCCUCAUCAACCCUCCUUCCCCUUUCAUUUCCCUGUCUUCGUACUCAUUGUCUCCCUUUCUUUCGUUUACCUCCUGCCCUCUCUUAACCCGAUCAAGAGCCUAUUCUUAACCCAUAACCAAACCCUAACACCCAUCACAACCCAACCCGAGAUUAGAACCAACAGAAAUAGCUACAUAGUCCGGUUCAGGGAAUACAGGAGCGCGGAGGAUCACCGCGCAUACCUUAAAUCGGAGGUCAGAUUGUCGGGCUGGGAAUGGAUCGCGAGGCAGAACCCUGCCGCGAAGUAUCCGACCGAUUUUGGCCUCGUGUCCAUCGAGGAAUCGGUGAAGGAGGGGGUGAUCAGGGAGAUUCGGAGUCUGGGAUUUGUCAAGGAUGUGAACGUGGAUUCCAGGUACACGAGGGGUGUGCUCGGCGGCGCGUUUGUGGAUGGAAAGAAACGACCCGGAAAGAUAUUCACUUCGAUGUCGUUUAACGAAGAAGAACAUUACGCAGCCGCUACGAGCAAUUCCACAAUUAAUUGGGGUAGACAACUUUUAAUGCAGAAAACUCAAGUUACAUCCUUGUUUGGAGCAGAUGUUUUGUGGGCUAAAGGGUAUACUGGUGCUAAGGUCAAAAUGGCCAUAUUUGAUACCGGAAUACGUGCUGAUCACCCACAUUUCCGUAAUAUCAAGGAGCGUACAAAUUGGACCAAUGAGGACACUUUGAAUGACAACCUUGGACAUGGUACGUUUGUUGCUGGUGUCAUCGCUGGUGAAGAUGCAGAAUGUCUUGGAUUUGCCCCAGAUACUGAAAUUUAUGCCUUCCGCGUAUUUACAGAUGCCCAGGUAUCUUACACAUCAUGGUUUCUUGAUGCAUUUAACUAUGCCAUCGCAACAAAUAUGGAUGUGCUGAAUUUGAGCAUUGGGGGGCCUGAUUACUUGGAUCUCCCAUUCGUAGAGAAGGUUUGGGAAAUAACUGCAAACAAUAUUAUCAUGGUCUCAGCAAUUUAUGGCCGUGUUAAGCCUGAUGUUGUUGCAUAUGGAAGGGAAAUUAUGGGAUCCAAGAUUAGUACAGGUUGUAAAAGUUUAUCAGGCACAAGUGUGGCAAGUCCUGUGGUUGCUGGUGUUGUAUGCCUCCUUGUUAGUGUUAUUCCUGAGGCUAAACGGAAGGAUAUACUAAAUCCAGCAAGCAUGAAACAGGCACUUGUUGAGGGGGCUGCAAAGCUUGCUGGUCCUAACAUGUAUGAACAGGGUGCUGGAAGAGUUGAUCUAUUAGAAUCAUAUGAAAUUUUGAGGAGCUACCAACCUCGGGCGAGCAUUUUUCCUAGUACUCUCAGUUAUAUGGAUUGCCCUUAUUCUUGGCCCUUUUGCCGUCAACCGCUCUAUGCUGGUGCCAUGCCUGUGAUAUUCAAUACCACAAUUCUAAAUGGGAUGGGUGUCAUUGGCUAUGUUGAAAGUCCACCCACAUGGCAUCCCUUGGAUGAGGAAGGGAAUCUUCUGAGCAUUCACUUCACUUAUUCAGAAGUCAUCUGGCCUUGGACUGGUUAUUUAGCAUUACACAUGCAAAUUAAAGAAGAAGGUGCACAGUUUACUGGGGAGAUUGAGGGCAAUGUGACUGUUAGCGUAUAUAGUCCACCAGCUCAAGGUGAAAAGGGCCCUCGAAGAAGUACUUGUAUUCUUCAACUGAAAUUGAAAGUCGUUCCAACCCCAGCAAGACCAAAACGUGUUUUGUGGGAUCAGUUUCACAGUAUCAAAUACCCCCCUGGAUAUAUUCCAAGAGAUUCGUUGGAUGUACGCAAUGACAUUCUUGACUGGCAUGGGGAUCACCUGCACACGAACUUCCACAUUAUGUUCAACAUGUUACGAGAUGCUGGAUACUAUGUUGAAACUCUCGGUUCUCCUCUUACAUGCUUUGAUGCUCGCCAGUAUGGAACUCUUUUGAUGGUUGAUCUUGAAGAUGAGUAUUUCCCUGAAGAAAUUGAAAAAGUGAGGGAUGAUGUUAUCAACACGGGACUGGGCUUGGCUGUCUUUGCUGAGUGGUAUAAUGUGGACACAAUGGUAAAGAUGAGAUUUUUUGAUGAUAACACACGAAGUUGGUGGACUCCAGUAACUGGAGGAGCAAAUAUUCCGGCAUUGAAUGAUCUUUUGUCUUCAUUUGGGAUUGCUUUUGGAGAUAAGAUUCUGAAUGGUGAUUUUACAAUUGAUGGUGAGCAGAGUCGAUAUGCAUCUGGAACCAAUAUAGCAAGGUUUCCAAGAGGUGGAUAUGUACACAGCUUUCCCUUCCUGGAUACCUCAGAAAGUGGAGCCACUCAGAAUGUACUGCUAACUUCUGGCUCGAGCACAGCAGACUCCCCUAUUCUUGGACUUCUAGAGUUGGGUGAAGGUCGAAUUGCAGUUUAUGGAGAUUCCAACUGUUUAGACAGCAGCCAUAUGGUCACUCAUUGUUUCUGGCUUCUAAGAAAAAUACUAGAUUUCACCAGUUCAAACAUCAGAGAUCCAGUGCUUUUCUCAGAUUCCAGUAAACAGGAUAUGUCCUUGUAUGAAGAUGACAACCAAUUACCAUCUCGAAGGACGGACAUAAAUUUUUCUACAUAUUCUGCUGUUGUUGGAAAGGACUUAAUUUGCCGCAGUGACUCAAGAUUUGAAGUGUGGGGAACUAAGGGUUACAAUUUACACGUUAGGGGAAGGAACAGAAGAUUGCCAGGCUAUCCUGUCAUUGAUAUGGACAGAGGUUUAAAUUCUACUGUUGACAUUUCCAAAUUGAGGCGUGCAAAGGUAGUUCAGAAGAGAGGGGGUGAUUCUUCUGGAAACAAGUACUUGAGUUUGCUAUAUGGCAAUGAGCUUGAUGUGCCUGAGCUAGUUGUUAGUCAUCGGAUUUUACCUGCUAUGAUUGCAGUAUCUGGAUUUGUGUUACUUUUUAGUCUUUGGCGAAUUCGGCUAAAGAGACGAAGGCGGAGGGGAGGUUCUGUCUCUGUUCGCUUAGCCAAUUUAUAGCAAAUGAUUAUGUCACUUCUGAGGAGCUUUGUCUGUGAAAAUGCUACCAGUCAGACUUUCACCCCAGAUGAGAAAGGAAGUUUUCCAUCAGAUUGUGUUCUCUCUUGUUUUUUCCUCUCACUUGAGAGUUUUGCGUGCAUCACAGGAAGUAGACUUGCAGAUAGUUUUGUAGUGUUUGCAUUCACUUGGAUGCUUGCCAUGGCACAAAAUUUUGAAGGAUGAUCGGCGCCAUUAGGAUAUACGAAAGCUUUACUUUCAUAUCUUUACAGAAUUCAGUCUUGUUAUUAGUUACCAUAAUACUGUGUAGCAGACAUGUCCAUUAUGGGCAAUAGACUUUUUAAUCACAAUUUUUUUUUUUUAACUUGCUAACUGAGAACUGAAAUUUGGUGAGACAACAAUUUACUCAUGGAGUUACCUA
Molecule: messenger RNA, 3536 nt
Organism: Carica papaya (papaya)
Lineage: Eukaryota; Viridiplantae; Streptophyta; Magnoliopsida; Brassicales; Caricaceae
Source: RefSeq, a predicted model, not a curated record